CAAAGGAGUAGUGAGCUUCUGACGUUGGGAAUUUUGCAAGUCAUUGUCGGCCCUUCAUAACACGAAGAACAGAAACAGUUGUUCACAUAACUAUGCCGUCUGGAUAUAGUGGACGGAGACAUAAAGCCAGUGCAUAACUUUUAAGUAAAUAGCUACUUUUCUGUCAAUUCGUUCGCUGAGAUGCGUGAGAAGCCCCCAAUGGCUCCGUAUUCUCGGAUUCUGAUUUGCUGGCGUGUCUGUCCGUCACUGUGGUGCCACUUGUUGCUAUCGCUGGGGUUGCGGGGCAUCAAACAAUAUCGGAAGUCUGCCGGCCCAGCGCUUCCUGGUUUGGCAAGUGGCGGAUUGUGGACAAAUUAAGGACUGGAGUAAAUUACCUGAGAAGAAAACAACCGCUCAAGCUGGGACUGCAGACUAUUUUAGUUUUUUUUUCUGUGCAAGAGGAGAACAAAGGAUUCGCUAUGCAUGCUUCUGUUCUGAGACGCAUUUAAAAUAACCUCAGACAAACUCCGACCUUUUCCCCAUAUACUUUUUAUACUUUUUCCCUUUUUUCAUUUUUGAGAAAAAUAGUUUUUAUUUUUUGAUUUUCUUAUUUUGACCCUCCUUUUCCCCCCCCCGCCCCGUUUUCCCCCCUUUAUUUUUUGGUCCUUUUUUUUGUAAAGAAAUGCUUUACCUGAAAAAGUACUUCACAGAGGGCCUGAUUCAGUUCACCAUCCUGCUGAGUCUGAUCGGGGUGCGGGUGGAUGUGGACACCUACCUGAGCUCCCAGCUGCCCCCGCUGCGCGAGAUAAUCCUGGGCCCCAGCUCGGCCUACACGCAGACGCAGUUCCACAACCUCCGCAACACGCUGGACGGCUAUGGCAUCCACCCCAAGAGCGUGGACCUGGACUACUUCUUCGCCUCGCGGCGGCUGCUGAGCGAGGUGCGCUCCCUGGACCGCCUGCGCGUGCCCAGCCCGCAGCUGGACGCCUGGCUGGUGCACCGGGACGCCGAGGCGGUGGUGUCGGCCGGGGGCCAGAGCGGGCCCGGCAUCGCCCUGGAGAAUGGGGGCGUCCUGGAGGACGUGGGGAACCCCGACGGCUCGGCCAUGAGGGGCGGCGGCGGGGGCGGGGGGAGCGGCGGGGGUGGGGGGGGCGACGGGGAGGUGCACCCGCCCGGGUACAGCCCAGCCGGCGAGGACAGCCUGGGGGCGGGGGCCCCGCGGGACGAGGAGCGGGAGGAGCAGGGCGGCGGCGCCAACCACAGCCACAACCUGACCAAAGAGGACAUCGAUCUGAUUGACAUCCUGUGGCGUCAGGACAUCGACCUGGGGGCGGGGCGGGAGGUGUUCGAUUACAGCAGCCGGCAGAAGGAGAGCGAGGCUGACAAACGCCCCCCUGACGAAAAGGAGGGGGAGGGGGAGGAGGAGGAGGUCGAGAGGGAGGAGAGCUGGAGGAACGGCCUCAACCUCCGAGGGGCCCAGGUGGACGGAGAGACCGGCGAGAACAUACCUGAACAGCUGGCCUGUCUGGGAGCCCAGACCUCAGUGUCGCUUCAGGAGUGCUUACGGCUUCUAGAGGCUACCUUCCCCUUCGGAGAGGAGCCCGAGUUCCCUGGUACGGUGACCCCACAGUUGGGUGGAUCUGGUGAAGAAGGCCCCUCCACCUCCCAGGGGUUUGUCCGACCUCAGAGUGAGCCCCCUCUGGACCUGGAGCAGCAGUGGCAGGACAUCAUGGCCGUCAUGGAGCUGCAGGACAUGGAGGUGAACAGCGACGCCGACAGCUCCUUCCUGGAGAGCAGCUCUGACGGUGGGUCUGGCAGCGACCACAGUGGCGUGGAGGCGGGUCCCCUGGUGAACUUCAGCCUCUCCGACGCCAGCACGCCCAUCAACCAGAACGUGAGCCUCCACCAGGCGUCCAUGCCCAGCUGCAGCCAGGACCUCCGCCCCUUCUUCGGCCCCGAUUUGGGGAGCUGCGUCUCCAUGGAGACCCCCGGCGCCGACCCGCCGGCCCUGCUGAGCCUCUCCUCCAGCAACUCCUCCAACUUCAACUCCUCGUUCGGGACCACCAACCUGACGGGCCUGUUCCUCCCGCCGCCGCUGAACGGGACGGGGAACGGCACGGUGCUGCCGCCCCUGCCCGACCCCCUCAGCGUCCUGCUGGAGGAGGCCAUGCUGGACGAGAUCAGCCUGCUGGACCUGGCCCUGGAGGAGGGCUUCAGCCACACCCAGGCGUCCCGGCUGGGCGAGGAGCUGGACUCGGACUCGGGCCUCUCCCUGGACUCGAGCCGCAGCCCCGUCUCCCCCAGCAGCUCGGAGACCUCCUGCUCCUCCGGGUCCUCCUCCUGCACCUCCUCCGCCUCCUUCUCGGAGGAAGGGGCCAUGGGCUACAGCAGCGACUCCGAGGCCGCGGCGGAGUCGGAGGAGGGGGCCGUGGGGGGCUACCAGCCGGAGCACGCCAAGUUCUGCCGCAUGAGCUACCGGGACCCCUCCCGGUUCCACGGCCUGCCGCAGCUGGAGCACAUCGGGCACAACCACACCUACAACCUGCCCCUGUCCCCCUCGGCCGCCGCGGCGGAGGAGGAGCCCCGGCCCGCCCGGGGCAAGAGGCCGGGCCGCGACUCCAAGCUCCAGCCGCAGGACGUCCUGGACAAGCAGGCCAGCCGGGACGAGCGUCGCGCGCGCGCCAUGAAGAUCCCCUUCUCCAACGAGCGCAUCGUCAACCUGCCCGUGGAGGAGUUCAACGAGCUGCUGGCCAAGCACCGGCUCAGCGAGGCGCAGCUGGCGCUGGUCCGCGACAUCCGCCGGCGCGGCAAGAACAAGAUGGCGGCGCAGAACUGCCGCAAGCGCAAGCUGGACACCAUCCUGGGGCUGGAGCAGGGCGUGGACGCGCUGCGGCGGGACAAGGCGCGGCUGCUGCGGGAGAAGGUGGAGUUCCUGCGCUCCGUGCGCCAGAUGAAGCAGAAGGUGCAGGGCCUGUACCGCCACGUCUUCGCCCAGCUGCGGGACGAGGCGGGGCGGCCGUACGCGGCCGGCGAGCACGCGCUGCAGUUCGGCAGCGACGGCAGCGUGCUGGUGGUGCCGCGGCACCUGGCCGCCGAGCCGGGCCGCAAGCCGGAGAAGAAGCCCAAGGACAAGAAGAAGUGAGGGGGGGGGGGGGAGGGAAGGAGGCUUAUUUUCCUUUUGUUUGCAAAAAAAGAAAAAAAAAAAAGAAAAAGAAAAAAGAUGUUUUACCUGAACGAGAGAGCAAAAAGUGUGUUUAUUUUCUUUGACAAGACUUGGUUGGGGAGGAAAAAAAAAAACUGAAGGCCGAUCGAACUGAACUCAACUUUUUUCUUUUUUUUUUUUUUCCUGGUUUAGUAUCUUUUCUUCCUUUUUUUUUUUUUAUCAGACGUUUUUCGUUUUUUCUUUACAGGAAACAACUUGCGAAGCACAAAUGCGUUGCUUGAGUAGAAACAUUUUUUUUUGUCGUUGUAUUUUUUUGAAGAAAAAGGCUGAACUUGAGAAAACGAAAGGAGGGGGAAAAAAAACAAAUCCAUUGAAAUAAAAUGAAAGGAAAUGAUAGUUUGAAGAUCUCUGUGGGACACGUCAGCAGGACCGUGAGGAGCCGGAGGAACACGGUCACCGUGUCGCGUGGUCCAGAGAAAAGACUGGUGCACCAAGCG
Molecule: messenger RNA, 3639 nt
Organism: Conger conger (European conger)
Lineage: Eukaryota; Metazoa; Chordata; Actinopteri; Anguilliformes; Congridae
Product: endoplasmic reticulum membrane sensor NFE2L1-like
Exons: 7
Coding region: 662-3121 (819 amino acids)
Biological process (GO): regulation of transcription by RNA polymerase II
Cellular component (GO): nucleus
Molecular function (GO): RNA polymerase II cis-regulatory region sequence-specific DNA binding; DNA-binding transcription factor activity, RNA polymerase II-specific
Source: RefSeq, a predicted model, not a curated record